Molecule: messenger RNA, 2111 nt
Organism: Acyrthosiphon pisum (pea aphid)
Lineage: Eukaryota; Metazoa; Arthropoda; Insecta; Hemiptera; Aphididae
Exons: 2
Coding region: 45-1064 (339 amino acids)
Source: RefSeq, a predicted model, not a curated record
UAUAAUAUUUUGACCGAUUGCAGUCAACUGCAAUAAUUUUAAUAAUGUUUUUAUUUACAAUAGAUUUUCUUAAAAAUGCCGUAGUAUUUAUUCCACUCUCUUUUAUUAUUUACAUAGUGGUGAAACGAAACUUAAAAAUUGCAUCACAAAAUGUGAUAAGUAUCGAAUCGGAGGAGAGCUGCAUACCAGAAAUACUAUACUUUGAAAGUAUGUCCACUGAAGAUAAGUUAAAAAAAAUCGAUAACGAACUUCGUAAAAUUGAAAAAUAUUUAACACCUGAAAAAGUGUUAAACGUUUCACAUAAAUGUCUGACGGAAAUUCAACUGCUGAAACUCAAAAUCUGUAAAUCGUAUCAGUUCGAACAGGUCGAACUCGAUAACGCGAUCUCAUGGCUAGAAAAACCUGCGGAAACUCGUGGUAAAUAUAGAACGGUAGCUCGCGAGGAAGACAAAAUCGAGAGCCACGAAAUUGAUGACGUAAAGAGAGUUAUUAAACGAUUGAUUGCGAAGAGAGCGUCCGACGGUGUAUCGAUGAUAGACGCUGCGGAAAAUUCGGCUGACACCGAUGAUGUGGCAGAAGUCGAGAAUAAAUAUGAAACCGACGGCGAUAACGUUACGCCUCAAAACUCUUCUUCGGAAGCAAUCGAAAGGGAAACGGUCAAAAUUCCGGACGUAAAUUUAGAGAAAAUAUUAGAGGUUAGGAAUAUGUUUGAUCGGUUAUUGCCCAUCGCGAAAACGUGGUCGCUAAAACUGUUUGACGAUAUGUUGGCGACGAUAAAAAUGGUGUACGUGACGUUGAUGCUCAUCCGUCGUUCGAUAUUCAACCAGAACAGUUGGACGAAUACGAUAAACCCAGCGGCGUCCAAACUGUCGAAGAAAUUGAUUUUCAUCCAGACCAAUGUCAACGACGACGACGGCGUGACGUCCAUAGAUGUAUCGUUAUUACCGACUCUUCUGGGUUCAUCCUUGCCGCAAGUGCAGCGCGCCGGCCCGACGGGAUAUUUUGCCAGGUUCACUGCGGCUGCAAAACGGAUGGCAGGACGACUGUUUGGCAUUCAAUCCUGAUAGAAAAGAACAAUAUUGUUUGAUGAAUAUUGCAGUGAAUUAAGGUGAAGGUUGGUGAUAUGACCAGUCCAGCACGGCGAUCUGUUCUAUACAGCCACACCCCACACCAAACAAACUCGGAAAAACCUGAAAUAAGAAUAUAGACGCACUUAUUUGUUGUUAACUUUAAUCUUUAGACAAAAAUCAAUUGUUUGACAGUCUGCAGGAUUCCGCUGUAGGGUUUGUUGUAUUUUUCCAAUUUAUUGUCCUGGUUGAAUAUAUCUAACAACGAAUAACCCUACAUAUCACCUACACCACUUUAAUAAUCGUCUCUAACACAUUAAAUAAAUAAUAUUAAACAUAUCAUCAAACAGUUUUAGGAACCAUAUUUUCAAAACAGGCAAAAACCGAUUAAACCUAUGCCCAAUCCCUAAUAUGUUUUCUACAUUUACGUCCGGAAAAUUGAUUAUCUCCGAUUGAUUUUAUUGAGAAUUGAGAUAACUGUUUGUAGCUCGCGUUGGAUUCAUUGUGAAUUUCUCCAAUGCUAUACGUGACCGCCAAAUUUCCCACAGUGUCUCUUGAUUGUCGGACGCUCGAUCUUUAAUUAAUCGUAUUUAAUACAUUCCUUAUUAAGACAUUAAUAUUGUGACUCCCGAUUUCGUCUUCGUCGUCGAGGUAUAUAGGUACCGUGAUUUAUACUUACCACGAGUAGGUUUUUCUAGCCACGAGAUCAUGUUAUUGAGUGCGACUUAUCGUUCAAUCUGAUAACUAUAAUAAUCGUUUUACUGAUUUUGUGAUCUAGUUGUUGAAUUCCCGUUAAACAUUAAUGGAAACCGAUCGACGAUUUUUCGGUGGUAUACAUUUUUCAAUUGUAUAAAGUCCGUUGACAAGUUUUUUUUUAAACUUAUCCUCAGGAGACAUACUUUCAAAGUAGGUAUGCCUCGAUUACUUCCGGUAUGCAGGUCUCAGCCGAUUCGAAUUUUAUUACAUUUUCUGGUUCAAUGAUAAGAACUUAACAUUUUUUUUUUAUUGUAUACAUAGGUAAAACUAAAUUAUUUUAAAAUUUCA